Adineta ricciae is the source of this 324-nucleotide messenger RNA. NCBI's taxonomy places the organism in Eukaryota, Metazoa, Rotifera, Eurotatoria, Adinetida, Adinetidae. The record is from the annotation of a GenBank genome assembly.
AUGUUCAAACUUCUCGUCGCUUUAUCGUUAUUCGUCGCCAUCCAAGGUCAAGUCGGUGGUUUCACCGAUCGUCCAGAUCUUCUUAACGCUUCAGAAACCACUGCCAUGGUUCGUUUAGCUGUUAACAAUAUCAAAGAUAAGCAAAAUCUUCUUGUUUCACCAAUCAACGUUGUCAGUGUCGCUACCCAACUUGUCAACGGAAUCAACUACCGCAUUGUUUUCACAGCUCGUUCUCCUUCGGCUACUGGUUUCCUUACAUGCACAGCUAAAGUCUACCAAAGCUUCGCCGGUGCUCAAUCUGUCUCAUCAGCUACUUGUGCUUAA